Molecule: messenger RNA, 6010 nt
Organism: Patella vulgata (common limpet)
Lineage: Eukaryota; Metazoa; Mollusca; Gastropoda; Patellidae
Product: transient receptor potential cation channel subfamily A member 1
Exons: 25
Coding region: 293-3841 (1182 amino acids)
Biological process (GO): transmembrane transport; monoatomic ion transport
Cellular component (GO): membrane
Molecular function (GO): monoatomic ion channel activity; protein binding
Source: RefSeq, a predicted model, not a curated record
AUAUAAUAGACAAUUGAGCCUGUGGUAUAUAUAGUCAACAUAUUUCAAUGUCACAGUUUAGUAAGUAUACAGGCUGUGUCGAAGCGUAACGUGCACCAAAAUAUAACAACCUGGGAUAUUGUGCUCGAUUAUUGUGAUAAACGAAUAUUACCUGGAAGUAAUUAAACAUACAUUUUAUAUAAUAUGUUUCCCUUCGGAGUACUUUAGAAGUAUAGUGUAAUUUAACUCAGAGUUUUAGGUUGAUUGGUCGAGUUAUCCAGGUGUAUAUUAGUGUUAUUAUACAAACGACAUUAUGUCUAAACCAUAUAAAGUGAAAAGUGACUCAGAUAUUAAGUCGAGCUGUAAUAACAGCGAUGCUACUAAAAGGGGAUCUGUGGUCGCCUAUAGUAAUUUAGCUCAAACUGAUAAAAGCAAACUUUCAAAACUGCGUAGAUCUUCUGUGUUUAAAAUGUUCAAAAGGGAACCAACUAUACAAGUUCACGACGACCAAGAUACAGAAAUGCCUUUAAUUUGUCUGAUAGAUGAUAGUCCACUUAGAAUUAUUAAGGUUGCUGGCAAAGGAAAUUUAGAAGAAUUCGAACGAUUAUACAAUGCUGAUCCGAGCAGGCUGUAUAUUGAAGAUAGUAAAGGACAGAUGGCUAUACAUAUGGCAGCAGUUAAAGGCAGGAUAAAUAUAUUGGAUUUUAUUAUCAAUCAUAAUGGUGAUAUUAAUAUCCAAGAUAAAAAGGGCAAUACGCCGCUACAUUUAGCUGUAGAGAAUGAACAGCUAGAGGUCAUUACACAUCUACUAGAUAAAGGUGCUGAUCCAUCUAUAAAGAAUGAGAUUUCAUUCUGUCCUUUACAUCUAGCUGUUGAUAUCGACAACAUAGACGUCUUAGAGACUUUGGUAAAACAUCCAAAUAUAGAUAAAGAUGUAAGAGGUGAAAUGGGGGUCACACCAUUACAUGUUAGUGCUUUUAAAAAUAGAGCUGAAGCAGCCAAAUUGCUGAUAAGGUAUGGCGCCAAACCGUGCGUAAAAUGUGAUUUUGGAUAUUAUCCCAUCCAUUGUGCUGCUAAAGCAGCAGCUUCGGAGACGCUGGAAGUCUUAAUAGGAUAUGCAAUAUCAAAGGGAUACAGAAGAGAACAGAUUAUGUCAUUUAAAGAUAAAGAAAACAACAUGCCCUUACAUUCAGCUGUUCACGGAGGAAACAUAAAGGCUGUUGAGGUUUGUUUGAAAGCCGGGGCUCCAGUUGACACGCAACAGGAUGACUUGUCGACACCACUCCAUUUUGCCGCUUCUCAGGGUAAUCUCGAGAUGUUAAUGAUAAUGUAUAAUAACCAAACAGAUAGAUUUCAGACGGCUCUUCAUAUCGGUGACGUAGUUAAAAGAACACCACUCCACAAUGCAUCAUUAUUUAAUCAUAGUUUAGUUGUAAAGUUCUUGUUGGAGAAGGGUGCUGAUGUUAAUGCUGUAGAUAACGAAGAGAGAACAGCAUUAUUGUUGGCGGCGUCUAAAGGUGGUUGGGAUACAGUACAGAUCCUGUUAGAUCACAGUGCUGAUAUGUCUGUCAAAGAUAAAAACAACAGAAAUUUCUUACAUCUUGCAAUUAAAUUUGGUGGUCAGUUCAAAGAUUUCAAAUGUUCUUACUUUAAGAACUUAAAGAAUUUACUCAAUGAGAAAGACGAUUUUGGCUGUACACCUCUACAUUUUGCUUCUAAAGAAGGGCACUUGAUGGCAAUAGAUGACCUGUUAGAAAUGGGAGCCGCCAUCAAUCCUAAAAACAACCAUCGAGAAUCACCUUUUCAUUUUGCGUCAAAAUACGGUCGUUUUAACACGUGUAAAAGAUUGCUAGAAAGUGAACAAGGGCCAAAUAUACUGAACGAGACAGAUGCUAAGGGUAUGACAGGAUUACAUUUAGCAGCCAUAAAUGGUCAUACGAAGAUAUUAACUUUAUUAAUGACAAAAGGUGCCGUUGUUAACCGGGAUAAUACAGAUAAUACACCAUUACAUUAUGCUGCUUUGAAUGGUUAUACACAAAGUAUUCGAUUAUUACUCAGUGUACAUCGUAAUCUCUUAGAUAGUGUUAAUAUUGAUAAGGAUACACCUUUACACCUUGCUGCUAAAGCUGGUCAUACUAAUGCUGUUCUUCUGCUGAUGACAUUAGGAGCCGCUUUUAACGUAAAUAUAGAAGACAAAUCAUUCAUAGAUUAUGUCACUGAAGCAAAACUAACUGACGUAGCCUUGGGUGUCAUAGGACACGACAGAUGGCAGGAGGUAUUAGAAUGUUGUUCUGAACAAUAUGGUUGUCCAAUGUUAGGUUUUGUGCAGCAUUUACCAGAAGUCUGUAUGGCAGUUUUGGACAGGUGUCAAACAUAUUCAGAACAUGAUGGGAAAAGCAAAGAAUUAUUUAUUGAGUACAAUUUUAAAUAUUUGAGAUGUGAAAUGACCUAUGCGUCUGACCAAACAAAAAAUGUAGAUUACAGACCUCUUAAACCGUUAAAUACUAUGGUGCAACAUGGGAGAGUUGAGUGCCUCUCACAUCCAGUCGUAGUCAACUAUCUCAAGAUGAAAUGGAAUAACUAUGGAAUGUGGUUUUAUACUUUAUAUCUCUUGGUUUAUGCUACAUACCUGGCACUGCUUACUGCUUUUGUCGUCCAGAGUGAUUCACUGAAACAUCAUGAUAAAACCAAUAUUACUAAUACAACUAUGGAAAUGUUACAUGGCAAUAAACUAGAUGGUUAUGAGAGACAUCCAAAGUUUAUGGCGUAUAAUGUGGUGAUAUCUGUGUACUGUGUUUUAAACAUCAUAAAAGAAUUGUUUCAGAUGAUUACUCAGAAAAGGAAAUACUUUGAAGACCCACAAAACUUCCUUGAGUGGACAUUAUACCUGUUAACACUCUUCUUCCUGGCCCCAUUUCUACUUGGAUAUUCAUUCCAUUGGCAAUGGGAGAUAGGUACUCUAGCAGUCUUCACUGCUUGGUUUAAUUGUCUUGUAUUCCUUCAAAGAUUUGACUUCUUUGGUAUUUAUGUGGUUAUGUUCCUGGAAAUUCUGAAAACAUUGGUUCAAGUUAUUUGCGUAUUCUCCAUCCUCAUCAUUGCAUUUGGUCUCUCCUUCUAUAUUCUGCUUUCAAAGGAACAAUCGAUGGCUUAUUCUACACCAGGCUUAUCAUUGUUUAGAACUGUCAUGAUGAUGUUUGAACUGGAUUACAUGGAAUCAUUUAAUUCACCUUUCACAGACAGUUUGGGCUCAACUCUUCAUUAUGGUAGCCUGACAUUCUUCAUGUUGGCACUGUUUGUUCUAUUAAUGCCAAUCCUGUUGAUGAAUUUGCUGAUCGGUUUGGCGGUUGGCGAUAUAGAAGCUGUUCAAAGAAAUGCACGCUUGAAGAGACUGGCUAUGCAGGUUGAUAUGCACAGUGAUCUUGAAAGGAAGAUGCCACAAAGAUUGUUUGAACUGAUUGAUAAAACAAGUUACCGGAUUUAUCCUAAUAAAUGUAAAAGCCUACUAAUUAAUUUAUGGUCUAAAGUAACCUGGUCAGGUGAUAACGAGGGUAAUGCAUGCAUGGAUCCAUUCUCAAAACAGAAUACCUAUAUAUAUCAGGAACUCUUCAAACAAAAACAAAGGAUAAAAGAAGUGAGCAGUACCAUUGAAAAGAACAAUAAUUUGUUGAAACUGAUUGUACAAAAGAUGGACAUCUACACAGAAGAUGAUGCCUGGGACGAGGGACUUUGUCCAGCUGACAGCUUAUCCAGCAUUAUCCAUCCCGGUAAUAAUAUGAAUAACGGUUGGCGCUCAUCAUCCAAAUUCAAUGUUGUGCGCCAAUCAGCAGUGAUCAGACAGUGGAAGAAAAAAAUGGAUAAAUGAGCAAGGAUUGGCCGUAGAUGGAGUCAAUUCUUUAACGACUUAAGGUUUAUUGUUCAUAACGUGCGAGAACUACUGUCAUGGGGUGUUUAUUACGAAUUAAUAUCGACGGGGCCGGAUUUACCAAUAAGCAUAGUAGGUUAUUGGCCUAGGGCCAACUGAUAUCCGAAGGCCCAUUGCGUAUUUCAUUAAAUAAUAUAUUCAAAACAUAAGGGCCCCUGUACAAUAAUUUUGGGCCCACUGGUGAGUUUCUACUACGGCCCACAAAUAGGUAAAUCCUGUCCUGCUUAUUCCAUAAUGAUCUCUCGACCUCUAGGGAGCUAUAGGAUUUUCAAAGAUUGUAUCAUUUAGGUUCUUAAAUUUCCCACAACGGGCGACAACCAAAUACACAUUACGAACUAUAUUUCCCCGUGGUCCUGAAGACACCCAGAUGCGUUGCUAAUAGUGACAGCAUAUUCAAGAUUGUUCAUUUUUCGUGAAGUGUUGUGAUUUUAGUUUUUUUAUAAAUCCUUUUUAAAAAAUAUAGCAAUGUCAGAUGUUUAUAGUUAUUUUUUUUUUUGCGAUUGAAAAUCUAUGUACUUGAUAAUAACAUUAAUGUAAAAGUGAAAUGUAGUUAGUAAUAGACUAUAACACAGAACGUUUACUACUUAUAUUUGCAUUUGGUUGACAUUUCUAAGGGUAUCCUCUCGACGUUUUCAAGCAAGUACAGUAACAAUUGGGUAGGGCAAAAGGAUUAUAACAAAGCGUAAGGCAAUAGACGACUGUAUACAUUCAUAAUCUUUACCCAAAAUAUUCAUGGCUUGAUUUGAUCAUAGUCUUUUUCUUUAAUUCAGUAUUUACGUAAAUCACUCUUGGAGUACAAUUCUAAACAAUGUAGGGUUUAUUUUAGAUAUUAGGUAAAAAAAAAAUACAAGUCCAGCGAACAUAUAUUUCUGGAUUAAAAAACAAAACAAAGGGUUUAAAAACUAACUACAUUCAUAUCCUUGAGAAUGCAUGUAUGCCAUUAACGAAUGGUGUCUUUUAUAGUCUAAAGCUAGAUUCGUUUGUAUUUUGUUAUAUCUAUUGGAACAUCCAUCAUUUAAAAAUUCGAAUUCAAAAACAAAACACAUUUAAUUGAAUUUUGCAAUACUGUCUCAUUCAUGGGCUGUUUAUUCGCCUACAUGUUAAUCAGAUGUACAUUGUCCUCAUCCCUGUCCGGGCGUCGGUCUUUCUGCACAUGGUUAAAUUCUUAUCCGACGUUGGUCAUAUUUUACAGAAAUAGUUCGCAGAGGGUUCUCGAAUUUGCAGUUUUCUCAAAAGAUAAUUUCAGAGUUAUGGUCUCUGUUUACAUGCAUUCCCUGAUUUUCAUCAUUUUUUUAAGAAUCGUUAGUAUUGGGUUAAAGAUGGUCCUAUCGAUUUUUAGUAGGCCCAGAGUUAUUAAAAAUCCAAAACACGGAAAACAUUAUCGGACGAAGCUGUCGCGGUGCUGACAACAAAAUUGCUGGCGUGAGUAUGUUGCAUUUUGAUGGCAAACCAUGUUUACUCAAUUCAAACAAUUCUACCAGACAAUUCAGGAAGCCCAUUCAGCAAAACAUAUGUGCACAAAAUACUUUUGGUUACAUAAAUUACUACAGGCUGGAUCCGCUUGAAUAUGUCCAGUGGACAAUAUCGAGGUUUUUUUUGGAAAGAGUAAGUGUACUUCGCCUUGUGGACAACACCCAUCACAACUUGUAGCUGAUUUUAUUUUUAAUAAUGCGACUUUUUAAUUAUAGCGCGUCUAAAAUAGAAGUCUGCUGUUUGACAAACAUUCCUUUCUUGGUAAACAAUCCAAUUUGGCAUGGUUCCUAAUAGUGUAACUGAGAACUCGGUAAGCGUUCAAUUCGCCAGGGCUACUGGAUAGGGUUACUCAGAACUGCGUUAUAUCGCCAUUCAAUAUAGAUGAAUGUAAUUCAUAUUAGGUCCGAUGUCACACAUACGAUGUGCCGUUACCCAGAAAGUGCCCCGUGAAAUCUCUAAGAUUUCAAUUUUAUUAACCUCAUAAGUUCUCACAUUGAACUGUUUUAGUCAUUCCUUUUAUCAUGAAUUUUAUGAACAUUUACUGUUUUUGAUUUUAUACAUUUUAUUGAAGAUAAUAUAUUUGUUAUUUGUUGUGUAUAUCAUUUUAACUUUUUGUCAAAUAAAAGAAUCUCAAAA